AUGAAAGCAUUAGAUGUUGAGGAAGGGAAGAAGAAUCCGACGUCAAUAGUCCGAUCAAAAUCAGGGGAAAAAAGGUGGGUUAUUUACAUAAACAACAUCAUAGAAAAAGAGCUGAAUAAUAACCAAAAAUCCCACAUUUCUUCUUCAAUUUUCAUUGUCCCGAAAUUCCUUAGUGCUACAAAACCUGAAGAUUAUACCCCACAAUUCUUAGCUUUAGGCCCUUACCAUCAUUUCUCACAAGAACUUUAUGAUAAUAUGGAGCGUUACAAAUUAAUGAAUGUUUCAAACAAAAAUUUACAAUUCAAUUUCCAAUCUUUUUUAUCUCGACUUUCCCAAUUUGACCUCCAAAUUCGUGCUUCUUAUCACCGCCGUUUAGAUCUCGACGCCGAUACUCUGGCUCUCAUUAUGACAAUUGAUGGCCUUUUCUUGCUCGAUUUUCUUUACUCAAAAUUCAAAAAUUACCAUGAUUUUUUAAUCUUGAGAGGUAAAAAUAUAUUGAGUAAUGACGAUGUUGUAGUGCGAGACAUUAUUAAGCUAGAGAAUCAGAUUCCAUUAUUUGUUUUAAAAGAGAUUUAUUUUGGGAUGAUUCAAUGCGAGGAAAGUAAUAAAUUAUGGGAUGAUUUGUUUGACUCUGUUUUGGUCGGAUUUUGUUCUGAAAUUUCCCCUUUGGACGGCGGCGGUGGUGGUGGCGACGGCGGCGGGUUUAUUGAUUGUGCACAUGUUUUGGAUGUUUUGCACCGUAUGAUUUUGCCAGAGGAUUUGGGAUGCUCCGAUGAAGCGGAGGCGGAGAUGGCGACCGCGGCGUCGAGGAAUAAUAAUAAUAAUAAUUAUUAUAGUAAUGAAUUUGGUAAUUCGAGGUCAUCUUUGAAGAAGGAUAAUUAUCUGUGGAAUUUGGUAGUGGAUAGUGUAAAUAUUUUGAGGAAUUUUAAGAAGGUUUUUGAAUUUAUUGGACGUUUAAUGGAAGUGUUGCCGGUUUUGGGGGGAUUGGUUUCACCGAUGGGAGAAGUUUCCGGUGAGGAUGGAAACAGAAUAGAAGAUAAAACGCCCUUAAUGGAAGCCGGCGUUAAAGUUCCGACAGCCUCCGAGCUUUUCGAUACAGGAGUUAGGUUCAAAGCGAGCACAAGCAUCAAAACAAUAAAAUUCGAUGCAGAAACCGUCACAUUCUUCCUCCCAGUGAUCAAAAUCAGUGCACACUCAGAAGUAAUAUUACGAAAUUUAGUUGCAUAUGAAGCCAUGGCAAUGCCUCAUUCCAUGGUUUUCACUCGCUACUUACAUUUAAUGAACAAUUUCAUUGACACAGCAGAGGAUGUCAAAAUCCUCAAACAUUCAAAAAUUCUUCUUAUCACUGACAUGAUUAAGAAAGAUGAAGAAAUUGCAAUGCUUUUCAAUGGGAUUAUGGCUAACAAUUAUUCUAUUGGAUUAAGCCCUGCAAAAGAGCUCGAUCAAGCCAUAAAUGGUGUUAACAAAUACUAUCAAAAGAAGCCCAAAGUGAAGGCCAAUAGGAUAAUUAAGAAAUAUGUUUAUAGUUCUUGGAGGAUUUUGACUCUAAUUGCUACGCUUUUGAUUUUGGGGUUAUUGGUUUUGCAAUCGUUUUGCUCUGUUUAUAAUUGCCCUCGUUUGUUUGGUACUGAUAAAAUUGAGGGAGAUGAUAAUUCUUGA
Messenger RNA from Benincasa hispida (wax gourd), 1659 nucleotides. RefSeq names its product putative UPF0481 protein At3g02645. The record is from RefSeq and is a predicted model, not a curated record. NCBI's taxonomy places the organism in Eukaryota, Viridiplantae, Streptophyta, Magnoliopsida, Cucurbitales, Cucurbitaceae.